CGGCGGAGAGGGCGCGGCGCGGGCGGCUCGGGGCUGGAUUCCGCCCGCGCCCGCUCCCUCGCUCGCUCACUCGCUCGCGCCCUCCCUCCUUUUCUCCCAGCCCCCUCCCACCGAGGCCCACCCCACCCACCACCCCUGGCGCAGGGACUGCUGGAACCUGGCGGCACGCACUGUCGUUUUCAGACAGACUCUGCGGGCUCCGACCCGAGCCUUAGAAACCGGCCUCGAAUCCGGACCGGGGCCCGGGCUGGCCGGGCGGCUGAGGCCGGAGCGGCUGGAGCGCGUGGCAGAGCCCCGAGCUCCGAGCCCGGUCCCGUAGCCCCGAGAGGUCGAUGGAGCGCGGGCGGCGUCGUUGUGGGCGCGGGCAGCCCUGGGGGGCAGCCGCUUAGGCGCCGCUCUCUUGUCCCCAACAGGUCGCAGCCCGGGAGGCCGGGCGCUCCCAGCCCCGGCCCCUGGAGCGCCCGUUGCGGUCCCCACCUCCAUGGACGCCUUCAAGGGAGGCAUGAGCCUGGAGAGGCUACCGGAGGGACUGCGGCCACCGCCGCCACCACCGCACGACAUGGGGCCCAGCUUCCACCUGGCCCGCGCAGCCGACCCCCGAGAGCCGCUGGAGAACUCUGCCAGCGAAUCGUCCGACACUGAUCUGCCAGACAAGGAUCGUGGCGGGGAAGCCAAGGGGCCCGAGGAUGGUGGCGCGGGCAGCGCUGGCUGCGGCGGCGUAGAGGACCCAGCUAAGAAGAAGAAACAGCGGCGGCAACGCACUCACUUCACAAGCCAGCAGCUGCAAGAGCUGGAGGCCACGUUCCAAAGGAACCGCUACCCCGACAUGAGCAUGAGAGAGGAGAUCGCGGUGUGGACCAACCUCACUGAGCCGCGAGUGCGGGUCUGGUUCAAGAACCGGCGAGCCAAGUGGCGCAAGCGGGAGCGGAACCAGCAGUUGGACCUGUGCAAGGGCGGCUACGUGCCGCAGUUCAGCGGCCUGGUGCAGCCCUACGAGGACGUGUACGCGGCCGGCUACUCCUACAACAACUGGGCCGCCAAGAGCUUGGCACCGGCGCCGCUGUCCACCAAGAGCUUUACCUUCUUCAACUCCAUGAGCCCGCUCUCCUCUCAGUCCAUGUUCUCGGCCCCCAGCUCCAUCUCUUCCAUGACCAUGCCGUCCAGCAUGGGCCCGGGCGCCGUGCCCGGCAUGCCCAACUCGGGCCUCAACAACAUCAACAACCUCACAGGCUCCUCGCUCAACUCGGCCAUGUCGCCGGGCGCCUGUCCCUACGGCACCCCCGCCUCGCCCUACAGCGUCUACCGGGACACGUGCAACUCGAGCCUCGCCAGCCUGCGGCUCAAGUCCAAGCAGCACUCGUCGUUUGGCUACGGCGGUCUGCAGGGUCCGGCGUCGGGUCUCAACGCUUGCCAGUACAACAGCUGACCGCCCCGCCGGGUCCCGGGGCCGCCGGCCGGCAAGGCGCAGCGGGAGCGCGCGGAGCAAGCGAGGCGCUCGCAGCACCUCGGAACUCACCUCUGCGCAGCCCCUUCCUCCCCACCCCGCCUCCAGGUUGGUUUUGUGUUUGCUUCUCCGGACCCCCGCUCUGCCCCACCCCCCCAACGAAUAAAAAGGAAAGAAAGCAAGCCAAGGGAGGGAGUGGGGGGGGGGCGAAAGCAAAAAAAAAAAAAAAGACGUCAGAGAAAAAUGCUAGGGGUGGGGGUGAGUUGCAAUGUCCUUGGCGAUGGCGCAGGUGGUGCGUUCGAAUCCCCCCUUCCCCGACCCCAGCUGUCCACUACGCCAAGGGGACGUGGCGAGGGAAGCCAGCGCCAAUGUGGCUCGGAGAAGACGCGGUGCGUGCGUCCCUGCCGGAACGCCUCGACCUGUGAACUGAAUGUAGGGAGCCUGGAGGCCCUGGGAUCGUUCACCUGGUCAAGAACCGAGGUGCCCUCUUCUAGCCCGGCCCGUUUGAGUGCUCGCACGGGCGCGGGUCACUGUUGGAGCUUGCGCCUGGCUGGGGAUGACAGCGUCGACGUUUGCGCUGGAUUACCCUAAGGCCCCGGGAUGCCAGGAAGAGCACAGCAGCCCUGAGCUCUGGAGCCACACACUUGAGGCCACUGAGCCGCAGCUGGCCGUGGCCAAUCGGCAGCAGGAGGGCAAGGGCUCAGCUCUGAGUUCUCCAGCCCCAAAGCUUAGCCGCCAGCCCAGCCCUCUGCUCCACUCUGGGUCCAGGAGGUGGCCCAUCGAACAGCCCCUUCCUCACUGCCCGCCCGUGCAAGAGUCGAGCCAGGAGAGCAAGGGGGCACAGCCCCAGGGCCCCCGCCCACUUUGCACACCCGCUCUCUGGCCCGCGCCCGUUUACAGCGUCCCUGUGUAUGUCGGACUGACUGUAUAGAAUUAUAAAUCUGUCUAUAUCGACUUGUCCAUGUACGUCUAUUAAAACCAUAGUCGGAGCGUGCUAA
Arvicanthis niloticus (Nile rat) is the source of this 2442-nucleotide messenger RNA. It is a transcript of the gene Pitx1, whose product is annotated as paired like homeodomain 1. NCBI's taxonomy places the organism in Eukaryota, Metazoa, Chordata, Mammalia, Rodentia, Muridae. The record is from RefSeq and is a predicted model, not a curated record. Gene Ontology annotation, molecular function: DNA-binding transcription factor activity, RNA polymerase II-specific; RNA polymerase II cis-regulatory region sequence-specific DNA binding. Gene Ontology annotation, cellular component: nucleus. Gene Ontology annotation, biological process: anatomical structure morphogenesis; regulation of transcription by RNA polymerase II.